This is a messenger RNA of Ruditapes philippinarum (Manila clam), 956 nucleotides long. RefSeq names its product oxidoreductase HTATIP2-like. The transcript is spliced from 6 exons. The record is from RefSeq and is a predicted model, not a curated record. Gene Ontology annotation, cellular component: cytoplasm. Lineage: Eukaryota; Metazoa; Mollusca; Bivalvia; Venerida; Veneridae. Gene Ontology annotation, biological process: import into nucleus. Bases 35 to 913 code for a protein of 292 amino acids.
GUGACGUUUAACACACGGAAGUGAACUUGUAGACAUGUUAUGGUUCAAAUGCGACGAAAUAAUUCCAGGAGUAGCAAUUGCUGUUGGUUUUAUUGCCAUUUGUCUUGGAGGAUUUUUUCUGUCUUACGAAUACGACCCUAUUGUUAAUGUAGAAAUCCUUUGCAGCAUGGCAGAGGAAGGGGAAAACCAGCGUGAUAUUUUCCGUCAAGCCGGCAAAACAGCAGUUAUACUUGGACAUACUGGAGAAACUGGUAGAGUCCUUGUGAAAUUGCUUGCUCAAGAAAAAUUAUUUAAAAAAGUCACACUUAUUGGUCGGAGGGAAAUUCCUUUAGACAAAGAGGUUGUUGGCCCAGAAUUUGAACAGAAAGUUGUUGACUUUGAAAAACUAGAUGAUUAUGAAGAAGAUUUUAAAGGGCAUGAUGUAGGAUUUUGGUGUCUUGGAACAACCAAAGCAAAAUCAGGAGAGGAAGGAUUUAAGCGUGUUGACUAUGACUAUGUGUUGAAGACGGCAGAGUUGGCAAAAUCUGGUGGAAUGAAACAUCUUCAGUUUAUGUCUACACAUUCAGCUGAUCAUACCAGUAGUUUACUUUAUACUAGAACAAAGGGUCAAGUUGAAGAAGCCUUAAAAGUGAUGCAUUUUGAGAGAUUAUCCAUCUUAAGACCAGCAGUGUUGAUGGUUGACAGACAAGAAAGUAGAAAAAUGGAGGCCUUUGCUCGAUUUGUACUCACCCCAGUGUCUAAACUGUUCCCCACAGCAAUUACUGUGCCAAUAGAGUAUGUUGCCACGGCAAUGAUAAACAUUGCUGUAUCAACAACUGAUAAAAACUGUGAAACUUUUGAAAACAAGGAGAUACAUGUUCUUUCAGGGAAAAGUCCAAUUUGCCAGAAAAAGGAGAAAACUAAAACAAAAUAAAAACUGAGGAACUAUGUUAUCUGUCAAUAAGUACCUUAUUUUA